AUGGCAGACCCUACGCAAACAUUACAUCCUACGAUUGUCAGUGAUGGACAUGGAGCUGCAGAGCUGAAGCAGAGGAACACGCUCAUGCAUGGAGGACGGUUUGCUCAUUUCACCAAAGAGGGAAAACAAAUGGUCAAUGGGUGUCUUUCCCCCAUCUUCAGACUGAAGAGGAAGAGACAGCCUACUGAAGAGACAAAUCAGCGCCCUUGGACAAUGACCAACCAGUGCAAGGCAAAAAUUACUGAAAUUGUCCAGCAAACACAGUUGAAAGCGGUUAAAGAAACACAGCGGGUGCGGCAACUUGUGUGGAAAACCUUGAGGAGGGAGAGGCCAACCCUUUACUUUGAGGACGAGCAACUGGAUGAGGUUGUCUCCUUCUUGUUUGCCGUCAUCACGGAGACCCCAAGAGCAAGACAGCAGAACGACUGGAUUGACGUCGUCAUGAAUGUGCUCGUACCGUGA
Messenger RNA from Knipowitschia caucasica, 462 nucleotides. The record is from the annotation of a GenBank genome assembly. NCBI's taxonomy places the organism in Eukaryota, Metazoa, Chordata, Actinopteri, Gobiiformes, Gobiidae.